This is a messenger RNA of Salvelinus sp. IW2-2015, 696 nucleotides long. The record is from RefSeq and is a predicted model, not a curated record. NCBI's taxonomy places the organism in Eukaryota, Metazoa, Chordata, Actinopteri, Salmoniformes, Salmonidae.
AUGGUGUCCCAGGGUAAGGUCCAGAUCAGCACUGAACAGAUCCUAGAAGAUAAGAGCUCUGGCUCUCUGGGAUGUUGUGGCUGGCUUCUCUUCGGAAUCUCUCUCAUCGUUACGCUGUUCCUCUUCCCUAUCACCAUCUUCAUGUGCGUCAAGAUUGUAAAGGAGUAUGAGCGAGCGGUCAUUUUCAGACUUGGACGCAUCGCAGACAAGAAGCCGAAAGGACCAGGGAUCUUCUUUGUACUUCCCUGUACUGACACCUUUGUGAAGGUGGACUUGAGGACUGUGUCUUUUGACAUCCCACCCCAAGAGAUCCUGACCAAAGACUCAGUGACGGUGUCUGUGGACGGGGUGGUGUAUUUCCGUGUGUACUGCCCCAUCUCUGCUGUAGCCAACGUGUCCAACGCCCACUCCUCCACCCGUCUCCUGGCCCAGACCACCCUGAGGAACGUCCUGGGAACCAAGAACCUGGCUGAUCUGCUGUCUGACCGCGAGGGAAUCUCACACAGCAUGCAGGAGUCUCUGGACGAGGCCACUGACCCGUGGGGUAUCAAGGUGGAGCGUGUGGAGAUUAAGGACGUGAAGCUGCCCCACCAGCUGCAGAGAGCCAUGGCUGCAGAGGCAGAAGCCAGCCGUGAGGCCAGGGCUAUAGGCGAUAAAGCCCGGCCCCCCCCCGGGAAGAACAUUAAAGAGUUCUAG